GAAGCCCUGCAAGGAACCUGAGUUUCCCUGAGAGUCCCACUCCCUGGCCUAAGUCUGCCUAAAUCCAGACCUAAUGGCUAGCCAUGUCUGUUACUGUGAGAAAACAAACUCAUUCUGAAAAUACAGGCUCAUCAAUAUACAAUCUGCGCUGGUUUAAUACGUGACAAGGAGGCAAGCCAGCAGUGGAGAACAGCAAUGGAUAUGAUGCAUUUAAGCAAGCAAGAGAAAUUAAGGACGAAAAGGCGGAAGAGUUUCUGAAAAAUCAGACUGUGCACUUCAAAAUAAUGCCACGAAGAAUCCUCAUUUUAAUCAGCUAUUGAUUACAGCUGGGGGAAUUUUCACAGACUUCACUUGAUGCUGCUUCUUAAGUGGCAUCUACUUAGCUGCUGCUCUUUGACAAGGGGUGCCGACAUCAAGCAAGGAAGAGCAAGGAAAAAGCAGUUUGACCCACUGUACUUCUCAGUCACUGGAGGCUGAAUACCCCUUUGGAAAUGGAGCUUUAGAAGGGGCUCCAAGCAAUGGUAGUUUCUGUUCCAUGAGUCACAAGUGGUGUCAGAGAGGGCAGGGGCAGGCCUGAUGGCUACUGCUGCUCCUGCACACGCAGGACAAGCCCUGUGAUGGCAGAUCCACAGCUUUUGGGGAUUUGUUCUUUGCCUAUACUGCAUCACUGAUGCAAAUCUACAUGGAGAUUUAGAUUACUUUAUUCUCUUCCCUAUGUUUUCUAUUAAACCAUGUUUGUAGAGGAUUAUAAACAGUUGAUAAGUAAAGCUCCAAUAUUAACGUGAAACAAACAAAGUGCUUUAGAUAAUACAUGCAGAAUUUAGACCCAUUUUCCUCAGAUAUAAUCAGAGCAGUAAAGCAGGUCACAGUAAGGCUAAAUCCUCAACUGGAUAAGAAAAAAGGCAUUUUGCUGGCAGACACAAGCUUUCCUUGUCACCCUCUGUGGUGCAGCCACAUGGUUGUGAUUGGCCAUGGAGAACAGAGAAAGUCCAGGUCUGUCUGAGAAACAUUAAACGUACCCUAAAGCUUCCACAAUUCUCCAAGCUUUGUAACCUUCAGCAAAAGGCAAGCAUAACAAUAGUCUUGAGUUUUGUAUUCUGAAAAACAAUGACACUUUAGAAGUUUGAAAGUAAAAACGGUUAACAACCUAGCCAUAUCCUCAUUUCACACCAUCCUGCAAAACUGGAAGAAGGAAAGCAGCUACUUCACCUCAAAGAUUGACAGAGACCGCAGGCUUCACUGGCACAACUGUGGGAAGACUAUGGGAUGGCUUGGCAUCUUUCCUAGCAAAUUCAGGACCAAAUGGUGAAAGUGGUGAUCCAAAAGACUCUAGACUGACAUUUAUGGAUUCUACUUGGAUUCUGAUCUUUACAUGGAAGUAACGGAGAAUGCCAAGAAAUGGAAGCUGCUGCUAGUAAAAGAAGAAAAGCAGAGUAUCAUCAGGGUUAAUAGCUCCUGCUUGAGAUCCAUGAAUGAUUACAGAGCUACUUUUCUAUAUCGAACUUUCAAGUUUCAUUAAUAAUAUGCUGCCUCUCUGGGACAUAGGUACAUUCAUGGUAAGAAGGCUAUUUAUUCAUUACACUGAAUAAAAGAGCUACAGGAACAAUGGCUUCAAAGGUUUCCUGCUUAUAUGUUUUGACAGUAGUUUGUUGGGCAAGCGCUCUUUGGUACUUAAGUAUAACUCGUCCUACUUCUUCCUACACUGGCCACAGACAGUUCAAUAGCAUAUCAAUAGCCAGAAAAAAUGUCUCCUUUGGCAAUAUAAGAACUCGACCUAUUAAUCCACAUUCAUUUGACUUUCUCAUCAAUGAACCUAAUAAAUGUGAGAAGAGUGUCCCCUUCUUGGUCAUUCUUAUCAGCACAACUCACAAAGAAUUUGAUGCAAGGCAAGCAAUUCGAGAAACGUGGGGAGAUGAGAACAACUUUAAAGGAAUUAAAAUUGCUACGCUAUUUCUUCUCGGAAAAAAUGCAGAUCCUGUGCUAAAUCAAAUGGUAGAGCAAGAAAGCCAAAUUUUUCAUGACAUUAUUGUGGAGGAUUUUAUUGACUCUUAUCAUAACCUCACUCUGAAAACUUUAAUGGGGAUGAGGUGGGUAGCAACAUUUUGUUCAAAAGCAAAGUAUGUUAUGAAGACAGACAGUGAUAUUUUCGUAAACAUGGAUAAUCUUAUUUACAAGCUGCUCAAACCCAACACCAAGCCAAGGAGAAGGUACUUUACCGGCUAUGUUAUAAAUGGAGGACCAAUAAGAGAUGUUCGCAGUAAAUGGUACAUGCCCAGAGAUUUGUAUCCUGAUAGCAAUUACCCACCAUUCUGUUCAGGCACCGGCUACAUUUUUUCAGCUGAUGUAGCAGAACUAAUUUACAAAACCUCCCUUCACACCAGACUUCUUCAUCUUGAAGAUGUGUAUGUAGGACUCUGCCUUCGGAAGCUUGGCAUUCACCCCUUCCAAAACAGUGGCUUCAAUCACUGGAAAAUGGCCUACAGCUUGUGUAGGUAUCGCAGAGUGAUUACAGUGCACCAGAUAACGCCAGAAGAAAUGCACAGAAUUUGGAAUGACAUGUCAAGCAAGAAACAUCUUAGAUGUUAAGAUUUUUACAGAUGUAAAUACCUUUUUUGGUUUGCUUUAGUUUGGUUAUUUUUUGACAGAAAGCGAUCUGCUGAUUUACAGGUUAAACUGUGGGAUAUUACCUGUGAGAGGGUUUUUAAUGACUGAUUUCUCAUUCUUGUUUUGACUACUAGUUUACAGACUUCAGGCUCUUUCCAUAAGAACAUUACACCAAUCAAAAGGGUAUAGAGUCAAAGCUCCGAUUUUGUAUAUUACUCCCUCUCACGCACAUCAGCUCCUGCAUCUGUACGUAAAAGAUAGUAAUAAACUAUCCUGAGCUGCUUAGCAGUUCAUGCCCUAGCCUCUGAGAUAAGACUUAGGCCCUAAGAAAUGAAGAAUUAAAAAUAUACUUUUAUCCCUUUUUGACACCCUACAACCAUCCUCGUUUAGAGCUUUAUUAAUAAUUUACAUGAUAUAUAUUUGCACUGAUCUUAUACACCUGUCCCGGUGUGCAUAUUUUAGAGUACAAUGCGUGCAAUCUCAAAACAGCUUACUGAUGAUUCAAUAGCAGAAUUUAGACAGGUAAGAAUAACAAGUAUCAUAGGCCUCAGAAACAAGCAUUUACAUUGAAGUACAUUUAUAUCCCCAAAAUGGCAUUCCUAUGAAUUACUUCAGAAAAUAUCCCAUUUCGUUCCACUGUCAGCCUAAAUUAGCCCCUAAAGCAAUUUAAAAAAAAAAAAUAACCUGUGGGUAAAAUGCAAGACACAGGAGAUGCAUGAGACAAACUAUCUUAAAUAUACAUUAUAAAAGUAUUAAUAUAUUUUAACUUUUAAUUUUAAAUUGCAACGUUUCUCAUUAGUACCGGUGUAUGUAGAUCUCUCCAUGCAAGUACUAGCAGUACUUUGAUAGUGUUAUUGGACAUGUUAUGGAGACACAUUUUUAGAAAAUUAAUUAUUUUAAUUAAAAUUAAUGGUCACACGCAGCAAUAUAUAGUAUUAUUGAAUAGUAAAAAUAUCAACUAAUAAGCAGCAUAUUCCUUCAACAUCAGUCGGCACACUAUUUACCUGAAAAAUAAAACACAGAACAACCUUUCUGAAGGAUAAGCUCUACUUUUUGCUAUAGUACACAGGUAAAUGAGAUUACUCAAGAUUUUUAAUGGUGUAGAAGACCAGAAUUUUGUCCAGUAAAGGAACGCAAUCAAUUUUCUGUUGACUGGGCAACAUACAGAUUCUAUAACAGUUAUGUACAACUUUCAGAGCAAAAUAGAGCUUUUAAGAAUCACUUAUAGCCUUUGUUACAAGUUUGCAGCUCCCAGGUCGCUCAUCACAGAACCAAAAAGUCACUGAGGUCCAACUCAAGAAAGCAUCAAAACUCAAGAGAUCCCCAAAGCAUGUGAUAAAAAUCAAGUGCACAAGAUUUUAUUCAAGUUUCAAAAUGUACUUACGUGUCUUGAAUAUGAAUGAAAGUGUGAUGAAAAUUACUUUCUGGAAAUGUCUUUGAUAAGUUCAAACCAUCUCCAUUCAGCACCAUCUUGUAACAAAGAACGAAACAUGACAGUGUUCCGCAAAUAAUUUGGAACGAAGAAUUCACAGACAAGUCACAGCAAUACAAAAUUCACCAAACACAUUACUAGCUGCAGAUUACUCAUAACGGCCGCAGCGCGCACACACGUCUCCUUCAUUUCAGCUGGAGUUACGUGUAACGUAUGAAAAGCUGGUAAGGCUGUACAUCAUUCAGGAUGUCUAUAGAGUUGUCAGAAAUUAACUGAAUCAGAAUUUAAAGAAAACUCUGAACUGAUUUUGCUUUUUCUAUUAUUUGAUAUCAUGCCAUAGGUGUACAUAGCACUUUACAACAGUAACAGACAAAUAAAGAUGCUACUCCAAGAGGUUUGCAGUUUCAUGACAAAUUGUCAUGAAUUUGUGAACAUUAUUCACAAAUUCAGCACUAUUGUUUUGAAAAGAACUACUUGUAAAUAAGGUAAACAGUAUUUGGCCUUUAAACCACAAACAGUAGAAGUCUCAGACUUAAGAGACUUCAGAUUUCAGAUUUAAAGGUGAAGCUACACAGUAGAUAACCCAUGAGUUACUGCUAAUCAGCAGGAGCUUGUACAAAUAACAAUCAGAAAUUUUACAUAAAAAUACUGACUCUCUUACAGUGUAACUAAGAUUUAGCCUUCCCAGUUGACCUAGCCCUUGUUAAAGUUGCUCUUGCUUCCAGUAAAACAAGGUCCAAUUAAUUGCACCUAUAUGUAUAUAAUAUACAUUAUAAUAUAUAUACACAUACAUACAUCAGGUGAAAUUCAGCUUUCCAUACCCAAGCCACAAUAUGUGCAGUUUAUGAAGUGAAACUAGGGUGAAUUCUUCCCCAGCCCAUAUGUAAAUCACAUAAUACAGAUGCAGUCCUAUCAUGGACACGCUUUGUAGUAAGUUCAACCAGGAGGCUACAAUCACUUCUGCUAUCCCUCCACACUGUGCAGUCACUUAGGGUUUCUGAAUCCACAGUUGAAUGGAUUUGGUGGCCUUACUUCUCCCAUUGACACUUCUGUAGCCUUUCGUUAGAAACUAAGAGGACAGUAGGGCUCCCAAUCCCAAUCCCUCAGGGCUCAAGUGGUAUGGCAGCCUUGAAUUUCCCCUAAUAUGAGUAGAUUGCAUUAAUGAAUGGAAGGUACAUCUUGAAAAUAAUAUCUGAAAAAUGUAUUUCCUGGCAUUUAUAAAUAGGUAGAUCGUCAACAGAAAUGUAAAUGUUCAUCUUGGAACUUAUGUAUAUAUUUCCAAGGCAUUUUCUUCUGUAUUCAGCUGUAUAUAUGUGUAGAGUCUGCUUGUUAUGUAGUAUUCUGUUAUGCAUGGAGCUGAGUUAGGCAUUAUAUUUGUCCAGUGUUUCAAGAGCCUUAAGCAUGUGUGCCCUAACUUUUGAAUGUACAAGAAAUCUUUUUGUUUGGUCAGGUAAAUUAAAAACACACACACACACACACACACACACACACAUAACAACAACAAAAGCCUAAUUUUCUACUUCUAUUAAUUUUCUGAUACUAUACUUAACUAGCUUGUUACAACUAUAAAAUAGAUUUAAUAUUUUCUCUUUGUUCAAAAAUCGCAGUAUUGCAACCUAGAGCUACAAGGGGAGCUAGAAAGGGAGCAAUACAUCUCCUCAUAGGGACUGUUUACAGUCCCUUUCACUCAGAAGUAUUUGUGUCGCACUGGGUACCCGUUACGUUACAGCAGUGUUUGUAUUGGGCUUCCUUUAAUCAAAAGAAAUACUGGUGUUAUUUAAAGGUCAUUUUCUUUCAUUGUGCAUGGGGCAAAUGACAACUUGGUUAAGAUGUGGUGGCUUUUAAUCACUUCCAUCAAAAUGUGAAUAUAAUUGAAUUUCAAAAUGUACAUGAACAAAGCACAUAGAACUGAGAAGCUACAGGGGGAAAAUCCCUCUCUUUUGGAGGAUUUUUUCACAAUAGCAUUUUUUGCUAAAUCCUUGGGAAUAUUUAAACAGAAGACUCAAGAAUCAUUUUCCAUCUUUCCUAAUAAGAUUGAGUAUCAAUUCUGAUUCUUCAUGGGGAUUUUUUUUUGUCUUUAUAAUGUAGAAUGGCAAUGGCAAUUUGUAAAUGAAGAGUGUAAUUAACUAGAAAAACUUGUUGACAGUAACCGAACUUUAGGUGUAAUCAUUAUAUGACUGGCUGUACCUAUGUAUUUAUUUGUCUAAAUUGUAUAUAUUGUUUUAUCUAUAGUGUCUGUAGAAGUGCAUUCUUUUAGAUUAAAGUAUUAUUUACAGUUUUGUGGGAUUGCCAGCAAAGCUGCUAAUCAAAAUACUAUUUUUUUGUAUCAAUGUUAAAUAAAAAAAAGAAGUCAAAUGAAAAAUUGAAGGUGUCAUGUACAGUUUUAUUCACCCCUCUAGAAAUAUAAACGCUACUAUCUGAAAGCAUGAUACCAAUGAGUAGGCUCAUCUGUCACAGGAGAGAGCACUGUUCUGUAAAAGCAGAUUUUUUUUUUAAUCAUUGGCAAAAGUAAAGAAGAAAAUAUCGCAUUUAUUCAUUAUUUGUGCAAUAAUUUAAUCAAACUGAUGCUCACACUGAUUAGGCGUACUACUUCAUUUGACUCCAAAUAGUUAAUCUUAAAACAGUGAUGGCAUUAUCUAGCAAGUUAACUGAUGGGUUUAUCAGCUGCUUUGCUUCAUACAGCUGCUUUGGCAUCCCCAGCUAAUAACACUAUAAAGUUAGGCAAUUCUAAGGUGGAGAUUGUGUUUUGCCCAGUAAAAUGACUGUUCCUCUA
This is a messenger RNA of Struthio camelus australis, 6809 nucleotides long. The record is from RefSeq and is a predicted model, not a curated record. Lineage: Eukaryota; Metazoa; Chordata; Aves; Struthioniformes; Struthionidae.